AUGUCAGAUUCCGAUGGCGAGUACGUCGCCGACGACAUGUCGGACGACUUCAUGGACCACCAAGUAACGAGCACAACCGAAGCCAGAGACGCCUCCAGGAGUCGUCGGCGCGACAAAAAAAGCCACCAAAAAGGCGGACGCAAAGCGGCGUGGGAAGACGUCAAGAGAAGCUGGGACACCGUGGUCGAGGGCCAGGACGGCAGCCUAUCGAUAGCGGAAGUGAUCGAGGCGCAGAAGCGCAAGAGGUUAUUACGGGACACGACGCCCCUCGAAAGGGGAAUCAUACGGCACCUGAUGCUCGUCAUCGACAUGUCGUUCGCCAUGGCCGAGAAGGAUCUCCUGCCGACGAGGUACCGACUUACGAUGACGUUUGCGGCCGAGUUCGUCAAGGAGUAUUUUGAGCAGAAUCCGAUUUCGCAGAUGGGGAUCAUUGGGAUGAAGGAUGGCGUGGCGGUUAGCGUGAGUGAGAUGAGUGGGAAUCCGACGAGUCAUUUGGAGAAGGUGGCGAGGUGGAGGGAUGAGGAGCCGAAGGGUAAUCCAAGCUACCAGAAUGCCUUGGAGAUGUGUCGCGGUGCACUAUUCAAUACGCCUUCCCAUGGCACACGAGAAGUCCUAAUCGUCUCUGGCGCCAUCCUCUCCAGUGACCCCGGCGACAUCAACGAAACGAUAGCAAGCCUCAUCCAAAACAACAUCCGCGUCUCCAUAAUCGGCCUAGCCGCGCAAGUAUCCAUCUGCGAAGAGAUAUGCCGACGGACAAACGCCGGCGACACGACGCAAUACAACGUCGCCAUGGACGAGAAGCACUUCCGCGAGCUCUUCCUCGACAAAACCACACCGCCGGUAACCCGCACCGAGGAGCAGAACGCCGCGAGCCUCCUCAUGAUGGGGUUUCCCUCGCGCACGCUCGCCUCGGGGACGGGUAUCAACUACUGCGCCUGCCAUAAUAAACCCCUCAGGGAAGGUUACCGGUGUACACGCUGCGGCACAAAAGUCUGCCGCAUACCCGCCGACUGUCCUGGCUGCGGGCUCACACUCAUCCUCUCGACGCAUCUCGCCAGAUCCUACCACCACCUGUUACCCCUCCGCAACUUCGUCGAAGUCCCCUGGUCGGAAGCCGCGAGGUCCACGGCGUGCUUCGCCUGCCAAGCGCCGUUCCCCGAACCCCCUAAGAAGGGCCCUUCUACUGAGCCGCCAGCCCCGAAACCUCCUGAGGUCAAGGGCGUAAGCGAGAGCAGCAGAUAUGCUUGCAAGAACUGCCACUCCCACUUUUGCGUCGACUGCGACGUCUUUUGCCACGAGACGGUGCAUAAUUGCCCCGGCUGCGAAGCCGGUCUCCGAAAACCUAGGGCUCGGCCGGUGGAGACUAACGGAAACUCUACGAAUGGGCACACGAACGGUGCGAUGAUCAUUGAUUAA
This is a messenger RNA of Scedosporium apiospermum, 1416 nucleotides long. Its product is annotated as TFIIH basal transcription factor complex p47 subunit. Gene Ontology annotation, molecular function: zinc ion binding. Gene Ontology annotation, biological process: regulation of transcription by RNA polymerase II; DNA-templated transcription; nucleotide-excision repair. Bases 1 to 1416 code for a protein of 471 amino acids. NCBI's taxonomy places the organism in Eukaryota, Fungi, Ascomycota, Sordariomycetes, Microascales, Microascaceae. The transcript is spliced from 2 exons. Gene Ontology annotation, cellular component: transcription factor TFIIH holo complex; transcription factor TFIIH core complex. The record is from RefSeq and is a predicted model, not a curated record.